Messenger RNA from Cucurbita pepo subsp. pepo (vegetable marrow), 596 nucleotides. Lineage: Eukaryota; Viridiplantae; Streptophyta; Magnoliopsida; Cucurbitales; Cucurbitaceae. The record is from RefSeq and is a predicted model, not a curated record.
AACUAUAUAUCGGAUCUUCGGAUGCUGAAGUUCAAAAACAAAUCUCGUGCAGCUGAAAUCUCUCAAUGGAUAAACACUCAUCCUCUUUCUCUUUGCUUCAUUUUUCCGAUUCUUUUUCCACUCCAGGAUCAUAGGAGGCUAUGGCGAUUACCAAGGUGAAAGAGCCAGUUUGUGUGACCGGAGCCAAUGGGUUCAUCGGAUCUUGGGUCAUCGGUACGCUGUUGGAAGCCGGUUACACUACCAUUCAUGCCUCGAUCUUCCCCGGCUCCGAUGCUUCCCAUUUGAUCAAUCUCCAGGCCUCCGCUAACCCUAAUGCUACCCUUCGGAUUUUCGAAGUGAACGUAAUGGACGGCGAGGCUGUGGCCAGGGCUGUGGAAGGCUGCAAGGGCGUAUUCCACAUUGCGUCACCCUGCACGCUGGAGGAUCCUAUUGAUCCACAGAAAGAAUUGGUGGAGCCGGCAGUGAAAGGCACUCUUAAUGUUCUUGAGGCUGCGAAGAAACUUGGGGUACGGCGCGUUGUUCUUACUUCUUCUAUUUCGGCUCUUGUUCCCAACCCUGGCUGGCCAUCCGACAAGCCAUUUGAUGAAUCGUCGUGG